Molecule: messenger RNA, 2245 nt
Organism: Hypomesus transpacificus
Lineage: Eukaryota; Metazoa; Chordata; Actinopteri; Osmeriformes; Osmeridae
Gene: enkd1
Product: enkurin domain containing 1
Exons: 8
Coding region: 629-1711 (360 amino acids)
Cellular component (GO): cytoplasmic microtubule
Source: RefSeq, a predicted model, not a curated record
AAACAACCCGUUGAAACAAACAGACGUUUCCUUUUUUUCUAGGAAUGUUUAUGUUAUUUGCUAUUGCUUCAUCUCUGAGCGAGAGGUGUUUUAAAAUUGACACACCAGACUGGCUUGGCCUGCAUCCAGGGGUGCCUUUUGGCAGUCCAAAUGGUCAAACUAUGACUGAGAGCGAGCAAGAGAGUAUCUACAUCACUGUGAUUCGUUGUAUGGGAAUAUCCCAUACAACGAAUCACAGUCGGUCAUUGGUAUAUAAGAGUGUCGGUUAAAAAUACUUAAGUGUUGCUUAUGUGACUAUAAACACAGCAGACUGGACACUGCCUGCAGAACUGCUUUCACGUAUUAAGUUUUAGCUAGCUUCACAGUAGGUUAUGGGUUACAGUAAUUGUUUGAAAUUUGAAUGUGUAGCUAGCCUACUUUGUAGCGAUAGUUGUAUGCAAAACUUAUUGAUUGAACUAAAGUAGCCUGGUCUGAACGUUGACGUUUUCUUUUAAUCGUUUUCUUAUGAAAAAUUAGAAAACAUGUGUCCACGCUAGUUGUUCACUUGUCAGCGUAAUGUAUGUAAUGACAAGUUCAGAGCCUUUUUAUCUGCUGUAUGGGUCAUCAGCGUUGCUAUGGUGCUUGAGUGAUGUGUGAGGGAGCGUCUAUGAUAUCUGGGCCUAUCCCCCCAGACCCCUCUCUGUUCCCUGAGUACUACAGGCGACCAGCCUCUGCCAGGGGUCGUCUGGAGGGGAAUGCUGAAGGGGGCCCUGGCCUGCUGUCUGGGCCCCUGGCUCCAGACCCUGUCAUGUACCCUGGCUUCUACAGUGCCCGUGCCCCUCGGGCCCCCCGCAUCAGCCCCAACGCCACCCACAUCCUGGAGAGGGGCCAGAAAGGUGUGGUAGGGGCCCUACUCAAACUGGAUGGGAUCUCUCUCAGCCCCAACCCCCCCAAACACAAGCAGAUGCUGCGUGACUAUGGGAAGGAGAAUGUGCGCCGGCUCCGAGAGAUCCAGAGGAGGUGCCGAGAACAGGAGGUCCAGAGGCAGCAGGCCCGCCCCGUGCCUGUUAAGGCCCUCUGGAGCUCCCCCAAGUACCAGGACGUGCCCUCCAGAGUCAUGGCCCAGCUGCAGCAAGAGACCAGCCCUCCUGCCAGGCCGGAGUGUCAGAACUUCCUGAAAGCCCACUCCAACUGCGGUUCUGCUGGUCGCCCCCGAGCACAGCGGCCCCCCUCACCCUCUCCAUGUCCAUCUCCUCGUCCGGCCUCACACAACAGCACCCACAGCCUGCAGUUGGAGGUGCGGGGGAGGACGGUGGACUUUGUGAGCCACAACGCCCGUGGGGCUAGGAAGACUGGACUGCGACGCUCCCAGUCUCUGACUGGCCUCAGCAACAAGCCUGUUCCCAGUGUUGUCAAGGGACAGGUCCCUCAGUACCUGGAGGAGAGGAAGGAGCAGUGGAGGAGGGAAGCAGAGGAGAAGAGGAGGAACACCCCUGAUCCCUCCGUCCCAGCUGGCCACACCCUGAUGCCAGAGGGGGAGAGACAGGAGACUCUGCAGACCCUGAGAGACACCCACAAGACUCUGGUAGCUGAGCUGCUCUCUCUCCCGGUGAGGGCCGACACCCUGAGCACUCGCUCGCGUCGUAGCCAGCUGGACCAGCGGCUCUCGGAGAUAGAAGAGGCCAUCAAGAUCUUCUCCAGGGACAAGGUCUUCGUCAAGACCAACUCCUAAUCUCCAGUGGCCAGGGGGAGAUUCUGCCAGAGGAGAGAGGACUGAGGAGAUGUCAUGAAAGACUUGAAGGAACUGUGUUCUCUCGUUAGAUAACUUUUAUUUUCAUAAUGCGCUUACAAAUGUUCAAAAAAAUAUAUAUUCUGAAUCUGAGUGAACUUGUAAAUAGUACAGACUCAAGAGCUGUUAGAUUGAUUGAAUUAAGUAAUAUUUUUUCCUCUUUGAGGUUAAGCAGGAUUUCUUUGUAUUUCAUACUACUGAUACUGAAUGUAUGACACAGUUUGAUCCUUGAUAGACUCUUGGGUGACAGACAAUAUACAUUUUGUAUAUUGCUGAAGGUUUGUGGAAUGGAUAUCAAAUCAACUUUUGUAACUGACUGGAACGUUACCCGGUAUUUUCUUAUAAAUUGUGUUUGUAUUGUCACUUGUAUGAUAUACUGCUGUUAUUCUAUUGCAACUGCUGAGUACAAUGAAUCUGUCAUGCACAAAUGUAAGAUUUAUUCAGUGUUUUAUAUAAAAUAAAAUGGACUGGCUAGUA